Messenger RNA from Manacus vitellinus (golden-collared manakin), 1188 nucleotides. It is a transcript of the gene TMEM18, whose product is annotated as transmembrane protein 18. Lineage: Eukaryota; Metazoa; Chordata; Aves; Passeriformes; Pipridae. The coding region runs from base 1 to 822 and encodes 273 amino acids. Gene Ontology annotation, cellular component: nuclear membrane. The record is from RefSeq and is a predicted model, not a curated record. The transcript is spliced from 5 exons.
AUGCGGGACGAGCCGCCGCCCCUUCCCUCCCGCGAGAUGCGGGGCCGCGCCAGGAGCCGCCACCGCCCCCCAGGGGAACAGCCCGGCAGCCCCGCAGCCGCAGCCCCGCAGCCGGGCAAGCCCCGCAGCCGGCAACGCCCCGCAGCGGCAGCCCCGCAGCCGCCAGCCCCGCAGCCGGCCAGCCCCGCAGCCCGGCAGCCCCGCAGCCGCAGCCCCGGCAGCCGCAGCCCCGCAGCCGGCAGCCCGCAGCCGGCAAGCCCCGAGUCUCGCGAGAAGCGCCGCGCCGCGCCGCCGCCGCCAUGGAGCCGCGCUGCAGGGCCGCCCGGGGCUGUCGCCCGUGCUGGCGGACCGAGAACGGCCGCGUUCGGUGAGGGAGAAGGAGCGAAGGAGCUCCGGUCGCGGUGGCUCCCGGCGACGCCUCUUUUGCGGCCGCUGCCUGAUGCGCUUUCGUUCUGCCCGCAGAGCACGGACUGGUCCGAGCCCUGGCUGCUGGGGCUGGCCGCCUUCCACCUCUUGUGCUUCCUCCUGACGUGCGCGUCCCUGCAGCACCGCCGGGUGCAGGUCGGGCACUUCCUCUGCAUGGUGGGCUUAGUGUACUGUGCUGAAUAUAUCAAUGAAUUAGCAGCCAUGAAUUGGAGAUUGUUUUCUAAAUACCAAUACUUUGAUUCAAGAGGAAUGUUUAUUUCGCUUGUAUUUUCAGCGCCACUGCUGGUGAAUACAGUUAUAAUUGUGGUCAGCUGGGUUUACAGAACUUUGAAUGUAAUGACUGAACUAAAGAUGCUACAACAGAGAAGGAAAGCGGAAAAAGAGAAAAAGAAGUGAAAGCACCUUACGCUAUUUUUUUCAGUUAUAACAGUGCUUGUCUGGGUAAUCAGUCCUUCUGUAUGAUUAUUCAGAAACAGAGAUACUUUUAGGUCUGAUGUCAAGAGGACUUUAUAACAUGUGCCUGUGGACAAGGUGAAAGCAGGUACCUACAAUACAUUUGAAUUGACUGUGAACUUGAGAAACCAAUCAACUGGUUUUUGUGCCCCUCAUUGUAAGAUACUUUUCUACUAAGACCGAGGUGAUUUGCGUUUGUGAUUUUUAACUGUAUCUUAACUCUGUGUUUAUGAAGUAUCCAUUCUUCUGCUGCUUAAGCCAAUUGGAGAAGUGUUCUGAAUUACAGUAAAUGAGAGAUUGUAUUCAGAA